Rubroshorea leprosula is the source of this 3589-nucleotide messenger RNA. The record is from the annotation of a GenBank genome assembly. NCBI's taxonomy places the organism in Eukaryota, Viridiplantae, Streptophyta, Magnoliopsida, Malvales, Dipterocarpaceae.
AGAGCACCAGGUUCGAUUGGUGUUUUUUGUGAAGUUGAGACCAUUGCUAAAGCAAAGGGAUCUCAGAAGCUGUAGCUAUUUUCAUCAUGGCCAGCAAUUCAAAUUCAUUGAAUUUGUCCCAAUCCUUGGUACCCAUAUUCAAUGGAGAAAACUAUGUUUUUUGGAGUAUUAAAAUGAAGACCUUUUUUGUCUCACAAGAUUUGUGGGAUCUUGUGGAGAAUGGGUUUGCUGAAACCGAGAAGUCACCAGCAGCAAAGGUGAAAGAUCUUCGGAAGAAGGACGCAAAGGCAUUGCUUGUAUUGCAGCAAGCGAUAACUGACUCAAUCUUUCCUCGGAUUGCAAAUGCCACAAAGUCAAAGGAAGCUUGGACCAUUCUGAAUCAAGAGUUUUAUGGAGAUGACAAGGUAACAAUUGUGAAACUUCAAACUCUGCGUAAAGAAUUGGAAAACUUAUGCAUGAAAGGAAGUGAGUUAGUUCAAGAUUUCUUUAGUAGAGUUUUUGUCAUUAUUAAUCAAUUGAAAACUUAUGGUGAUCAAGUUGAUGAUCGUAAAGUUGUUGAGAAGGUUUUGAGGUGUCUACCAUCUAAGUUCGAUCAUGUUGUAGCUGCUAUUGAAGAGUCAAAGGAUUUCUCUGUUUAUUCUCUUAAUCAAUUGAUGGGCUCACUUUUAGCACAUGAAGAGAGAAUGAACAGGUUUGCAGAGAAGAACAUGGAGCAAGCCUUUCAAACAAAGGUAGAGAUCUCUAGCCAGGAGAAAAAUGAUCACAGAGGCUCUACUAGUAGAGGAAGAGGUGUUAGAAGCCUUUUCCGGAAUAUCGAUGAGACAGUGAAGCUGAAAGUUCGGCUUGGAGACAAUAAGCAAGUGCAAAUUGAAGGCAAGGGAACAAUUGCAAUUAGAACCAAUGUGGGUCAGUUGGUAGAGAAUGGGUAUUUGGUUGAAUUUCAUGAUGGCUUGUGUGAAAUCAAGUGCAAUAAAUCUGAUAUGUCUCUUGCUAAGAUUCCCAUGGCUAAAAAUAAAAUGUUUCCACUUGAGAUCUCAUGUUUGAAUGACCUUGCACUUGUUGCAAAUGUUAAAGAUGACUCCAAGUUAUGGCAUAUGAGAUAUGGGCAUUUGCAUUUUAAUGGGUUGAAAUUGUUGAGUCAAAAAAAGAUGGUUUAUGGUUUACCCUCUAUUAUUCCUAUUGAUGAUGUUUGUGAAGGUUGUGUUUAUGGGAAGCAGCACAAAAAUGCAUUUCCAAUUGAGAAAGCAUGGAGAGCAAAGGAGCCUUUGGAAAGUCAGAAGCUCUUGGGAAAUUUCAAGAAUUCAAAGCUUUUGCAGAGAAAGAAUAACGGGGUUGCUGAAAGGAAAAACAGAACAGUUGUGGAGAUGGCAAGGAGCAUGUUAAAUGAGAAGAAACUUCCACAAACCUUCUGGGCUGAAGCAGCUGCUACUGCUGUUCAUAUUCUCAACAUUUCUCCAACAAAGGCAGUGCGAAAUAUGACUCCAUAUGAAGCAUGGUGGAAACGGAAGCCCAAUGUAAGUAGUUUGAGAGUUUUUGGUUGCAUUUCUUAUGCCAUGAUAGCUUCUAAUGAUCGUACAAAGAUGGACCAGAAAAGUGAGAAGUGUAUUUUUGUUGGAUAUAGUUUGCAUGGGAGUGGAAUGAAGGAAAGAUUCAGCACUUGUCAUAUGAAGAAAGUGAAUCCAAUGAGCCACAAGCAGAAGAGACGGAGUUGGCUAACAAUCUUCUCCUACACUGAGUUCUCCAACAAGGAAAAACCUUGGGAGCAAGUUUAUGACCUAGAUACUUAUGCACUUCUGGUGGCAGAACCUACUUGCUAUGAUGAGGCAUAUGGAAAACAGGAAUGGGAAAAUUCCAUGAAGGAGGAGAUAGAUUCGAUUGAGAAGAACAACACUUGGGAGCUUGUAGAUAAACCAGAAGGGAAGACUCCAAUUGGUGUGAAGUGGGUCUAUCGAGUGAAGUAUAAAGCAUAUGGGAGUGUGCAAAAAUAUAAGGCAAGACUUGUGGCCAAAGGCUAUGUGCAGAAACAUGGUAUUGAUUUCCUUGAAACUUUUUCUCCUGUUGCUAGAUUUGAGACUGUUAGAUUGGUGAUAGCAUUAGCAGCUCAAAUGAAAUGGAAAAUUUUUCAGUUUGAUGUUAAAUCUACUUUCUUGAAUGGUUGGUUGGAAGAAGAUGUCUAUGUUGAGCAGCCUGAAGGAUUCAUUGUUCAAGGCAAAGAAGAAAAGGUGUACAAGCUCAAGAAAGCUCUUUACGGACUCAAGCAAGCCCCGCGAGCCUGGUAUGGUAGACUUGAUUCAUACUUGCAUGAUAAUGAUUUUCAUCGAAAUGAAAAUGAGCCCACUUUGUAUGUGAAGGUGAAAGGAGGUGAUAUUCUCAUUAUUUGUGUUUAUGUGGAUGAUAUUAUUUACACUGGUUCUUCUAACAUUCUUAUUGAAGAAUUUAAGAAGAAUAUGUCUGCUGAAUUUGACAUGUCUGAUUUGGGGCUACUGCAUUAUUUCCUUGGGUUACAAAUUUACCAAACUGAUUAUGGUAUUUUUGUUUCACAAGAGAAGUACGCAUUGGAUUUGCUGAAAAAAUUCAACAUGCAGAAUUGCAAGAUGUCUGCUACUCCUAUGAAUACAAAUGAGAAGUUGACAGUAGAUGAUGGAACUCCAAGAGCUAAUGAGAAGUAUUUUAGAAGUAUGGUUGGCCGAUUAAUGUAUUUGACUCACACAAGACCUGAUAUCAUGUUUUCAGUUAGCUUGGUUUCAAGGUUCAUGCAUAAUCCCUCUGUGCAUCAUCUUGGAACAGCAAAACGAAUUCUCUGUUACAUCCGAGCAACAAGCAACUUUGGAAUUUGGUACAAGCUAGUGCCUAACUUUAAAUUGCUUGGUUUUAUUGAUAGUGAUUGGGCAAGUUCUGUAGAUGACAGAAAAAGCACAAGCGGAUAUAUAUUUAAUCUUGGCUCGGGUGCUGUAUCUUGGAGUUCAAAAAAGCAAGAAUGCACUGCGUUAUCUUCCUCUGAAGCAGAAUAUGUUGCUGCUUCAUCAGCUGCUUGUCAAGCAAUUUGGAUGCGAAGGAUUAUGAAAGAUUUGCAGCAAGUUCAAGAGAAGGCAACAAAGAUCUUCUGUGACAACAAAGCAACAAUUUUAAUGACCAAGAAUCCAGUGUUUCAUGGAAGAACAAAACAUAUUGAGCUGCGUCAACACUUUAUCCGAGGUGCUAUUGCAGAUGGAUUAAUUGCUUUGGAGUAUUGUUCAACAAGUGAUCAACUCGUUGAUGGAUUUACUAAAGGACUCUGUUUUAGUAAAUUCAUGGAGUUCCGUAACUCACUUGGAGUUGCAGAGUUUGCAUCAAGGGGGGAUGUUGAAAACUGAUGCAAAGUGGUUAUUGUCUUUAUCUAAUUUGUUUUUUAGUUUGUUAUUUAGUUUGAAUAAGUCUUCCUGAUUUUUCUUAAGAGAGUGGGGUAGUUGCUGUUUUUUAGGAUAAUUUGUUGAGUUAGUUUUGAUCAUAAUUUCAGUUAGAAUACAGUAUGUGGGUAUCAUGUUACAAUCCCACUACUUAGAGUUCCAGUAUAUAUUUGUAUGUUUUUCAAUGAAUUUAAGCAUUCAGA